AUGGUGUCAUCUACGCUACCGCCAGAAGAAGGAUUAGGUAAAUAUGGAAUGCAAGGGUUGACUUCAUUGGUUAAAAUGGAACAGUCCGAUAUUACCAAUUUUGCCCUUGGCCAGGACAUAAGUAAAUGUGGUUUGGACUUGACUAAGGAUUCCGAGAUUUUAAAGAACUUAUCGUCGCCAUGGGCAGAGACUUCCCGGUCUGAAGUGGAGCCUUACUACAAUUUACCGAAAAGCAUAAGAGCGUCUAGCAUAAAUCCACCUCCGGGACCUUGUGAUGGCAAGAUUCAGAAUUUCACUGAUGAAACAUUGUUCUAUAUAUUUUACAUGAAACCAAGAGAUACAUUGCAAGAAUACGCUGCCAGAGAGUUGGUUGCACGAAAUUGGAGAUAUCACAAGGGCAUACAAGUUUGGUUAACAAAAGAUAGUAAUGUGGAGCCGGUCUUGAUCAAUCCUGAUGUCGAAAAAGGUGUCUACAUUUUUUUUGAUCCUCACAACUGGGAAAAGAUAAAGAAAGAAUUUGUAUUGCAUUACAGUCUAGUUCAGGCCUAA
Candida dubliniensis CD36 is the source of this 549-nucleotide messenger RNA. Its product is annotated as CCR4-NOT core subunit. Gene Ontology annotation, cellular component: P-body; CCR4-NOT core complex. The record is from RefSeq and is a predicted model, not a curated record. Gene Ontology annotation, biological process: regulation of DNA-templated transcription; nuclear-transcribed mRNA poly(A) tail shortening. The transcript has a single exon. Lineage: Eukaryota; Fungi; Ascomycota; Pichiomycetes; Serinales; Debaryomycetaceae. The coding region runs from base 1 to 549 and encodes 182 amino acids.